Messenger RNA from Lecanosticta acicola, 2613 nucleotides. The record is from the annotation of a GenBank genome assembly. NCBI's taxonomy places the organism in Eukaryota, Fungi, Ascomycota, Dothideomycetes, Mycosphaerellales, Mycosphaerellaceae.
AUGGGGGCUUCGGUUAACCUCGACCUGCAGCGCCAGCUCUUCGCCCGCAGCGAGCGAGUGAAGGGCAUCGAUUUCCACCCUACCGAGCCAUGGAUCCUCACCACCCUCUACAGCGGCCACGUGUACAUCUGGUCAUACGAGACGCAAUCCAUCAUCAAGACUUUCGAGCUCACCGAUGUCCCUGUACGAGCCGGACGCUUCGUCGCCCGCAAGAAUUGGAUCGUAUGCGGAAGCGAUGACUUCCAACUGCGAGUCUACAACUACAACACCUCCGAGAAGAUUACCUCCUUCGAAGCACACCCAGAUUACAUUCGAGCGAUUGUGGUACACCCGAGCCAACCCUUUGUGCUCACCGCGAGUGAUGACAUGACGAUCAAGCUGUGGGAUUGGGACAAGGGCUGGAAGUGCGUCCAGGUGUUUGAGGGGCACAGUCACUAUGUCAUGGGUCUUGCGAUCAACCCUAAAGAUACCAACACGUUCGCAUCGGCAUGUCUGGAUCGGACGGUCAAGAUCUGGAGCCUGGGAUCGGGCACACCCAAUUUCACCCUGGAGGCGCACGAGACGAAGGGCGUGAACCAUGUGGAUUACUACCCGCAGUCCGACAAGCCGUACCUUCUCACAACAUCAGACGACCGGACAGUAAAGAUUUGGGACUACACAACCAAGGCAUUGAUUGCGACAUUGGAGGGCCACACUUCUAACGUGUCUUUUGCUUGCUACCACCCGGAACUGCCUGUGAUCAUCUCUGGAUCGGAAGAUGGCACAGUCAAGAUCUGGCACGCGAACACAUACCGUCUUGAACAAUCUCUUUCAUAUGGCCUGGAGCGAGCCUGGUGUGUUUCCUAUCAGCGUGGCAGACAGGGGAUUGCGAUGGGUUUCGACGAUGGUGCAGUAGUCGUGAAAAUGGGUCGAGAGGAGCCAGCGGUCUCCAUGGAUGGCUCCGGAAAGAUCAUCUGGGCAAGGCACUCCGAGAUUCUCACCUCGGUCAUCAAGGGCGGCGACCGGACUAUCAAGGAUGGCGAAGCCAUUACUCUCCCUUCGAAGGACCUGGGAAGCACUGAGAUUUACCCACAAACGCUCAUCCACUCGCCCAAUGGCCGUUUCGUCGCUGUGUGUGGAGAUGGCGAAUACAUCAUCUAUACCGCUCUUGCCCUGCGUAAUCAGGCUUUUGGCUCCGCGCUGGAUUUCGUGUGGGCUUCGAAGGAAAACGACAAAGAUUACGCCAUUCGAGAAUCGCAAUAUUCUGUCCAAAUCUACCGAAAUUUCAAGCCCAAGUCGGGAGACGGCACCGUCAAUGUGGGAUACACCGCAGAUGGACUGAGCGGCGGUGUUCUGCUUGGUGUGAAGGGACAGGGUGGUAUCGGUUUCUUCGAUUGGGAGAGCGGCAAGCUCGUACGCCGAAUCGAGGUCGAACCACGCAAUGUAUAUUGGUCCGAGUCAGGCGAGCUGGUCUGCUUGGCUUGCGAAGACACAUACUACGUGCUCCGAUACUCAAGAGAGCAAUACAUUGCUGCUCUUCAGUCCGGCAUCGCUGACGAGGAUGGCGUUGAGGAGGCUUUCGAGGUCGUAUGCGACAUCAACGAGAGCGUGCGCACCGGUCAGUGGGUCGGUGACUGCUUCGUCUACACGAACAGCACAAAUCGCCUGAACUACCUCGUCGGCGACCAAACAUACACCGUCUCGCACUUCGACCAACCUUACUACGUUCUCGGCUAUCUUCCAAGGGAUGGCAGAGUCUACGUCUGCGACAAGGAUGUCGCUGUCACCUCCUUUGCUCUUUCAGUAAGCGUCAUCGAGUUCCAGACUCUAGUACUGCGUGGCGAUUUGGAAGCAGCCAUGGAAAUGCUUAGCCAAGGGGAGAUUCCAGAAGACCAGAAAAACAAGAUCGCACGUUUCCUCGAAGGGCAGGGCUACAAGGAACAAGCCCUUGAGGUGUCAACGGACAGCGAGCAUCGAUUUGAACUGGCUCUUGGUCUCGGUCAGCUUGACGUGGCGCUCGAGCUAGCACGAGAGGCCGAUGUCGAGCACAAGUGGAAGACUGUAGGUGAUGCUGCCCUCACCGGCUGGGACAUCAAGCUCGCGGAAGAAUGCUUCCGCAACGGCAAGGACCUCGGUAGCUUACUACUCCUAUACACUUCAUCGUGCGAUGAGGAUGGUCUCCGGGAUCUUGCGGGAAAGGCGCAAGAAGCGGGUCAGCACAACGUAGCCUUCACCUGUUUCUGGCAACUGCGCGAUGUGGACUCGUGCCUGGAUGUUCUGCUCAAGACGAACCGAACGGCCGAGGCGGUGCUCUUUGCGCAGACGUACAAGCCCAGCCGAUGCAAAGAUAUUGCUGUGCAGUGGAAGCAAGGUCUGGAUAAAUCAGGCAAGGGCAAAGUGAGUCGACUGCUCGGAGUUCCUGGCGAGGACGAGGAGAUGUUCCCUGAAUGGCAAGAAUACUUGCGAUUGGAAAGCGAGGGCGGCUCGCACGGUGAUUUGAUCGACAUCAACGGUACCGCGGAUGACGUACCUGUAGCUGCUGAGGCCGAUGCAGCGCCUGUUGAAGCGGAGAACGGCGUGGACGAGGAAGAACAAGAGGAAGAGGCGAGUCCGCAGACCGAGACGGAAGUUUAG